Lasiosphaeria miniovina is the source of this 2427-nucleotide messenger RNA. RefSeq lists its product as uncharacterized. The transcript has a single exon. The record is from RefSeq and is a predicted model, not a curated record. The coding region runs from base 450 to 2099 and encodes 549 amino acids. NCBI's taxonomy places the organism in Eukaryota, Fungi, Ascomycota, Sordariomycetes, Sordariales, Lasiosphaeriaceae.
UGUCGCAUCGCAAACCGCGUCUCCGUCGGCUGUCGCCCAAGGAACGUGGCUACCUUACCCUUUAUACCUCAGGUCCUGGCUUUGAGUCGAUCACGGGACGGACGGUAGGCACCAUAGCUUGGCCUAUGCGUAACUGCCGCUUACGGGCAUCUUCGUUGAUUCCCACUACUCUUCAUGUUGGAUUGUGAUUUCUUUCCUACGCAUUGCGCCAGCGCACUCUACAUUUUUAUGUUUUGAGUUCUCGGGAUCUUUCACUACAGCAUCUCUAACUUACAUAUCUUAUCCCGAGAACACUUAAUCCGUUGAGCUAGAAGCGGAAGGAACGUUCUUCUGCUUCUUUUUCAUUUCCCUCAUCUUCAAAUGGCCCUGGCUGGCCCUGGCUGGCCCUGGCCCUGGCUCUGGCCCUGGCUCUAGCUUGGGACUGGCGGACUGGCGCAUUGCUAGGGGUAAUGAGUACUAGAAGGCCCGAGACAGAGAUUCUAGUUCACAUCGCCGCGCCAGCAAGAGCUGCUGAUGAUGCGCGAUACCGAGUGUUGGCUGGCGCAUACUUGAACUUUCAGCCCAGAGCUCGGACAUCGAUUUUUCUCGGCUCCGGCUUGUCAACCAGGGUCGGCGCCGGCAACAACGAGGUGCCCUCGACCCAAAACAACGAUGUGUCUGCACUCACGGCGACAGGGCCGGCGGUGAUGGACUCACCGCAGUUGUCAUUCCGGAGCGUGUUGGACAAUAUCUCCUCACCAACCCUACGACGGCUGCCUGGAAAUGGAAAUAUGGAUACCAAAUCCUCCCAAAUAGAGCCAUCGUGGCACACUCCCCCGAGUGUCGUGCCCGAUUCCCUCCCCGAGAACAAUCUGGCAAUUUCUCAGUACUGCUCGCCAACGAGGAUUCUCGAGCACUUUCUUCAUAGGCUCAACAGUACCCAGUCCGACCACUCUCUGCUCGCGCAGGCACAGCAGCACCCGCUUGCUUCAUGGUCCCUUGGUAGCGAUGGCCCGGAAACCUCCCAGCCCUCCAGCGCCGCCUUUCCUGCUAGCCAGCGCUAUCCCGUAAGCCAGCAUCAUCCCACAAGCCAGGAUGAUAACAACAAUCAGCCGAAAUGCUUGCCACCAACUAUUAUUAUGUCAUCGCUCGUGACAACGAGGGGCCAAGACAUACCACGAAAAGGAGCUACAGAUACUACUGAGGAGUUACCUACAUCCCCAACCUCGCAACAAAGGCUGGCACAAACACCUCCGAUAUCAUCAUCGCUGCCGUCAACUGCAGGCGAUAGUUGUGUACCAAACACUGACGAAGAACGCCGUUUCGCCAUUAUUCCACUGUCUCCCAUUAUUACCGAUAUCAAACGCCGUCUUCCUGCCGCGCCCACACCCACGUCCCGCGUCGAUGAAACUCGUAUCGAGUCUUCAUACCCGUCCCAACAACACGACACACAAACUGGUGAGUGUCAGUCAUCAUCUCGAGCUAGAUCAGAGCCGCCUCCGUCCAAACGCCUUCGACGCUCGUCGCCUGACCCGGACUCCGGUAAGCCCCUGGCCCGCAGCUCCAGCGACAUUGGCCCGCGGGCAAAGACAUCGGCGCAGCUGCAGCAACGGCAACAGCGGCAGCGGCAGCAGAGGGUGGCAACCACGCAGGAAAGCCUAGACAAGUUAGGCCUCGAGAUCAUAUCUCCGGCCCCGCCCGCCUCAAUCAAAGAACUGGACCCGGCAAACAUGGUGACCGAGAUACUCGCCAAGAUGGCGCGCGAUCUGAACCUUGAGAGGCGGUUCAAGCCAGCAUCGCAGACCCGGGACCUGCGCCCUUUCGAGAGGGGCUACUGGCUGCUUGACUGCACUACAUGGGAUCUCUCCCUGAAGCACGCCUCAUGGAAAUUCAUGAUCAACUACUUGGGCGAGGGCUGUGCCGGGUGGGGCGCCGUAUGUCGACGCGAUCCCGCCUUUUCCUGGAUUCGGCUGUACUGCUGGGGCUGCGUAGCCGGCCACAUGUAUUUGCUGCUAUACAUCAUGAGUCAGCGCAAGAUCGUCUACACGGGGGCAAAAUGGAUCGCCGCAGACGGCAAGCCUGUCAUUGUGAUGGGUGCUCGGGCCCAGGCAGAGCGUUAACUAUUGGGGAGGGGUUCUUGAUUUACGGAACUCGCCCCUUUUAUCAAGGCCCUUUGCAGGUCUUCUUCCUCUUCCUUUUUCAUCGUCAUCAACUCGGGGGGUUUUUUAUAGGCGUUUCUGGUGUAUUGAGCAUGCCAUGGCGCGUAGUCUCAGCAUGGCAUGAUGCAAGCGAUCGGGAAAGGGAGGCACAGGUCUUUUUUGAUCCCCUUUAUCCAUAGCAUCGUGAGCCGGGAAUUUGGGGAGGGGAGGGGGCCUGGUUGGGUUGGGCGAAAACAUGACGCAGAUAUUACAAAAUAACCAAAAUAACAAUGUUGCCCACUCCCUUGUG